AUGGUGGUCAGCGCGGCGGGGCCGGACCCUACCUACAGGGUGGCCUUCAGGGACAGGCUGGGGGAGGUUCAUGACAGCGCCCUGGCGCCCGACGCGCCGCCGGGGUCGCGGGUCGCGUUCGUCGAGGCGGCGGGCGCGGCGGGAGUGGGGGCGACGGUGCUGGCGGCAGACGCGGGCGCGUGGCCGCCCUCGUUUCUGCUGCGCUGCGACAACGGCCGCGACGUCCCCGCGUCUUACGGCCAGAUCACCCUCGCGAUCGAUGUGGAUCCAGACCCCUACCAGCAGCAGCAGCCGCAGCAGCCGUCGCCGCAGCAGCAGCAACCGCCGCCGCCGCCGCUGCCGCAGCAGCAGCAGCAAUCACCGACGUCGUCGCACCACGCACGCCACCAGAACCCCCUGGCGUCCGCCGCAGCCGUCGUCGCCGCUGCCGUCCGCGCGGGGGCGCCGCCGCAGCCGCCGCCGCCGCCGGCGCUGGCGCCGGCAGCUGCCGCGCAGCUGCCCGCGCCGGUGCCCGGCUACCAGCCGCCGCUGCAGGCCAUCCAGGACGCCCAAAAGGCGGCCAAGUAUGCUGUUUCAUCGCUGUCAUUCGAUGACAUCAGCGGGGCCGUCAAGUACCUGUCUGAGGCGCUGCGGCUGCUGACUCAGCCUGGGGCGGCGCGGUCCUAG
Molecule: messenger RNA, 666 nt
Organism: Monoraphidium neglectum
Lineage: Eukaryota; Viridiplantae; Chlorophyta; Chlorophyceae; Sphaeropleales; Selenastraceae
Exons: 2
Coding region: 1-666 (221 amino acids)
Biological process (GO): late endosome to vacuole transport via multivesicular body sorting pathway
Cellular component (GO): multivesicular body
Source: RefSeq, a predicted model, not a curated record